CAUGCCUUUGAAGAAUGAUCGAAAAGAGAGAAGAAAAAAAAGUAUAGAUGUGAGCAAGCACUGCAAUGGAGCAAAGUCCAGUAUGGCGAUAAAACGUAAAAAAGUGAUUUGUGAUAUAUUAAUAAAUAAAAAAUAUUUUCUUUUUGGUUAUGGCGUGGGAAGAGAAGAAUUUAAAGAAAAAAUGAUUUUGUCAAUAAAGGAGAAAAAAAAGAGAGAAACACGAGUGAAGAAAGAAUGAGAUUUUGC
Messenger RNA from Meloidogyne enterolobii, 246 nucleotides. The record is from the annotation of a GenBank genome assembly. NCBI's taxonomy places the organism in Eukaryota, Metazoa, Nematoda, Chromadorea, Rhabditida, Meloidogynidae.